AUGGCCAGAGACGUCAGUCCUCUGAGUCUCAUGUCUGUGAGGCACCGAUGGGUCGGAGCCACUCUGGGGUUCGUCCUCCCGCUCUUCCCCCUCCGUCCUCUUAUUUUCUACUACUUCCUGUCUUGCGCGGCAGCAACAGCCAGUUUGCCUGGUAUAGAAUACAGCUAUGGCAUGAGCCCCAAAUUUGUUUGCACCCCGAUUCCGCCAGAAGCAGACCCCAGCUGCUACUCCCCGCCCAGUGUGCCCCACGGACCCAGCACUAACGGCCACACUAACGGCCACAGUGGCGGCCCCUGGCGAGGGAUGAUGUCAGACGAGGCCAAAGCCACCAUCUUACAUCUGCGAGAAAGCCUGGUGAGGCAGAAGGAGACGAUCCUGGACCAGCGGGAGACCAUCAGGGAGCUGACCGCCAAGCUCACCUUGUGUGAGGGCUUCGGGGGUCACCACAGCGGGGGUCACCAUGACACCCACCACCACAAUAACCCCAAUCACGACAAUCACCGCGACAACCACCACGACGGCGACCACGAUGACCACCACGGGCAUCACGGCAGCCACCACACGUCCUCGUCCUCGACGCACCACGGGCCGCCAUCGUAUCACGGCAGCGAUCACCACUACUCCCACGGCAGCCACAGGUCGGACCCCCACCACAGGAAGGGCCCGUACAGCAAACACAGCUCCUUCUCUCCAGAGCAGACGGGAAAGACGCUGCAGACGCUGAAGGAGCGACUGGAGAACCUGCAGGCGAGGAACUCGUCCAGCUCGUACUCCAGCUCACUCAGAGAACUGCUGCAGAGGAAGAUCACCGCCCUGGAGGAGCAGCUGCACGGUUACCACCGAGAUCACCAUGACUACGGCAACCACGACGACCACCAUGAUGACCAUCACGAUGACCACCAUGGCAGCGGCCACCAUGACGACCACCACGAUGACAACCACGAUGACCACCGUGGCAGCAACCACCAUGACGACCACCAUGAUGACCAUCAUGACGACCAUCACGAUGAUCACCAUGGUAAUGGUUACCGCAACAACCACCACAACAGCCAUCACAGCAACCACCACGGCAGCCCCCGCUACAACCACCACAGCAACAGCAAGCUGGAGACGGUGCUCGGCCAAAUACACCACGGCCAAAGCGACCACAAGAAGCUGAAGAGCCCCAGCGCCUUCAUGCUCGACUUCCCCAUGAGGACCAACUACAUGUACGCCAGGAUGAAGCGUUCCGUGGUCAACGAGAUCUUUGCCCUGACCAUCUGCCUGUGGCUGAAGGCAGGGGCGGGACCAGGCCUCGGCACGCCAUUCUCCUACGCUGUACCCGGACAAGCCAACGAGCUGGUGCUCAUCGAGUGGGGCAGCAACCCGAUGGAGCUGCUCAUCAAUGACAAGGCGGUGACUCUGCCCAUAACCAUGACGGAUGGGAAGUGGCAUCACGUGUGCGUGACGUGGUCGACCCGUGACGGAGCCUGGGAGGCCUACCAGGACGGGGUGAAGAAAGGCUCGGGGCAGAACCUGUCAGCCUGGCACUCCAUCAAACCAGGAGGGGUCUUCAUCGUGGGGCAGGAGCAGGACACGGUGGGAGGACGCUUCGACGUCACUCAGUCCUUCAUGGGCGAACUCUCAGAUCUGCAGUUCUGGUCCAGAGUCCUGACGUCCAACGAGAUCCAUACCCAGGCGACCUGCGGAGGCCACCUCAUCGGGGACGUCAUGUCCUGGUCCGAGGAGUCCGUGGAGCUCCAUGGUGGACUCACCGAGUUCCCGUUUGAACCCUGCCACUAA
Molecule: messenger RNA, 1782 nt
Organism: Paralichthys olivaceus (Japanese flounder)
Lineage: Eukaryota; Metazoa; Chordata; Actinopteri; Pleuronectiformes; Paralichthyidae
Source: RefSeq, a predicted model, not a curated record